Molecule: messenger RNA, 933 nt
Organism: Bactrocera dorsalis (oriental fruit fly)
Lineage: Eukaryota; Metazoa; Arthropoda; Insecta; Diptera; Tephritidae
Gene: Prosalpha2
Product: proteasome subunit alpha type-2
Exons: 5
Coding region: 120-842 (240 amino acids)
Biological process (GO): ubiquitin-dependent protein catabolic process
Cellular component (GO): proteasome core complex; proteasome core complex, alpha-subunit complex
Source: RefSeq, a predicted model, not a curated record
AAAUAUGACAAUUAAAAAUUUGACAUUCCGAUUUAGCUUUGCUGUGUCAUUUGGAUUUUGUAGUAUUGUUGCGGUACAAGGAUUGUAGAAGUUAAAAUAACUAAAAGUAAUUGGCGAAAAUGGCUUCUGAACGCUAUAGUUUCUCAUUAACUACUUUUAGCCCGUCUGGUAAAUUGGUGCAAUUAGAAUAUGCUUUGGCAGCUGUUGCUGCUGGCGCUACAUCAGUGGGAAUAGUUGCUUCGGAUGGUGUUGUUAUUGCUACUGAAAAUAAGUACAAGUCGCCUUUAUAUGAAGAACAUAGCGUUCAUCGUGUUGAGCCAAUCACUGAUCAUAUUGGCAUGGUGUACUCUGGGCUAGUACCAGAUUAUCGCCCACUUCUUAAAAGAGCUCGUAAAAUGGCUCAACAGUACUUUUUAGUCUACAAAGAGCCUAUGCCAGUAUCGCAAUUAGUUCAACAAGUUGCUAAUGUGAUGCAAGAAUAUACACAAUCAGGAGGUGUGAGGCCGUUUGGUGUAUCUUUACUGAUUUGUGGUUGGAAUAAUGGAAAACCCUACCUAUUCCAAUGUGACCCCACUGGUGCGUUUUUUGCGUGGAAAGCUACUGCCCUCGGUAAAAAUGCACAAAGCUGUAAAACAUAUAUGGAGAAAAGAUUCAACUUACAAUCAAAUAACUCUGUUUCUCAAUCACUGGAUGAUGCAGUAGUCGAUGCCAUGCGCACGUUAAAAGGUGGAUUUGAAGGCGUAAUGACUAAAGAUAACAUAGAAGUAGGAAUCUGCACCGAAAAGGGAUUCAGACGUUUAACACCCACGGAAAUCGAUGACCACCUAUCUAAUGCAAACUAAGUUUGCAGAAAACUCAAAUUUCCCAACAUUAUUUUUUAAUAAAACGUAAUUUAAAUAACCACGACAGAAAAAUAAAAUCGGUUACAGUAUA